Messenger RNA from Carassius carassius (crucian carp), 1308 nucleotides. Its product is annotated as interferon-induced protein 44-like. Gene Ontology annotation, molecular function: GTP binding. NCBI's taxonomy places the organism in Eukaryota, Metazoa, Chordata, Actinopteri, Cypriniformes, Cyprinidae. The record is from RefSeq and is a predicted model, not a curated record.
AACAUUAACAGUGAAUGUUUUGCACGUUAUGAUGAUGCUGGAAUGCCCAACUUUGGUCAACAAUUGUACUUUUGCUAUGGAAACCAACCAGUUGUGCAUCUUGAAAGAGGAGCUGUAUCAUAUUUUACAGAAGGGUUAAUGCAUUCGAUUUUAGUCCUGCCACACUAUAUGGGAAUGACACUAAACUGAUUGAAUGUGAGGUUUACAAAGUGGAACAAGCUCCUCAGGUCAGUCCCCAGAUGAAGCCAUGGAGGAAUGUUCUGUGGACAGCUAAACGAAGAGCAGAGCUCAUGGGAUUGAUCAGGAAUUAUAACCUGGUGACGUCUGUGAGUCGGGUCAGAAUCCUAAUGAUCGGUCCUGUAGGUGCUGGGAAAUCCAGUUUCUUCAACUCCAUCAACUCCAUCUUCAUGGGUCGCAUUACCAGCAAAGCCAUGUCAGGAUCUGCAGGCACUAGUCUCACCACACAGUUUCGCACAUAUCCAGUGAAAGACGGUCGUGAGGGAAAGCCAUUGCCGUUUGUGUUGUGUGACACCAUGGGACUCGAGGAGCAAACCGGUGCAGGACUGGAUAUUGAGGACAUCAGCAGCAUUCUUCAGGGUCGUGUACCAGACCACUAUAAAUUCAACCCCAUCACACCAUCUCAACCCGAGGACCGAAAGGCCUCCAGACCUGCAUCUCUACAGGAGAAGAUCCACUGUGUGGUGUAUAUGAUAGACACCACCAAAAUCUCCCUCAUGCCUGACAAACUACAGGAAAAGCUCAUCACCAUACGCAGAAAAGUGAACUCACUGGGCAUUGCCCAAAUGGUUUUGAUGACGAAAGUAGAUGAAGCAUGUCCUGAGGUGGAGAAAGAUCUUCAAAGCCUUUAUGUCAGUUCCUACAUCAAGUCAAAGGUGCAGGAGGUGAGCUCUCGGUUGGGUGUGCCGGUGUCUUGUGUGUUACCGGUGAAGAACUACAGUCAGGAGCUGGAGCUGGAGCUCAACUGUGACGUCCUGCUGCUCACCGCUCUACAACAGAUGCUCAACUUUGCAGACGACUAUCUGGACGAUGUCUGUCCCUUUGAGGACAAUCCCAAAUAAAGUGCUGUGUAUUAUAUAAAGAUCAGGAUAUUUACUUCUUGAUCAACACAAUAAGAUAUCUUAAGAUUUAAUAAUUGUAUUCUGUUCUGUUUGCCUGCUCUAGUUCUUUUAUAGUCAGAAAAUCCAUUCAAGAAAAUGCAAAUAUGGUAGUUAUAUCAAUUUCAUGUAACAUUAUAACCAUUGAUACUUUUGUUAGUUUCUUGUUUACUGUUGUUCCAUGAUCAGGUUU